This is a messenger RNA of Cynara cardunculus var. scolymus (artichoke), 4309 nucleotides long. RefSeq lists its product as uncharacterized. The record is from RefSeq and is a predicted model, not a curated record. Gene Ontology annotation, cellular component: SAGA complex. The transcript has 12 exons. Lineage: Eukaryota; Viridiplantae; Streptophyta; Magnoliopsida; Asterales; Asteraceae. Bases 431 to 4072 code for a protein of 1213 amino acids. Gene Ontology annotation, molecular function: transcription coregulator activity. Gene Ontology annotation, biological process: regulation of transcription by RNA polymerase II.
CCUCUUGCAAUAAAAUCCCAAACCCCUCUCUAUUUUUCUUGCUUGCGAAGCUCCGUCUAUGGCGAUCUUGUUGUAAUGUCAAUGUAAUUGCAACCCUUGUUAAAGCGUCGGGGUUUAUCGGAUUCCUUGGUGGAAUUACUCCUAUUUGCUCUAAAAACUGAAUCUUAUUCCCCCAAUUGAAUGACAAUGAGGGUUUCUUUCAAGGUUUCGAAGAUAGGUGCUCGCCCCAAACCUAAACCUGAAACUCCUAAAGUUCUAGAAGAAGACGAUGUCGACGCCCCUCCUGAAAUUCCCAAGAAUCUAUCUGUUAUCUCCACUACAAAACCAUCGGUGUCUUCUUCCAUAAUAUAUGCUGAUAUGUGUAUAGGUUGAUGUCAUUGAGGAUGGCGAGGACGAUGCUGGAAUUUCAGAUGCAGACAUUUCUUUCUUUAUGAACCUGUUUCCCGAUGGCUAUUCAAUUGGGAACCCUUCUGAGAAUCGGAUUGGGCAUCAAGCCGCUGUACAAGAUGAUCCAAAGUUUUUGCACCCAUACGAUCGGACAUCAGAAAGCCUAUUCUUGGCUAUUGAGCGUGGUCUGUUGCCUGCGGAUUUCUUGGAUGAUAUACCAUGCAAAUAUAUUAAUGGAGCAGUUGUAUGCGAGGUGCGAGAUUACAGGAAUUGUGCUUCUGAACCAGGAGUUAAUGGUUCUUCUGCAGAUGCUUCUCCUAGUACUAAGAAAAUACGGCUUAAGAUGUCAUUGGAGAAUGUGGUGAAGGAUAUCCCUUUCAUUUCUGAUAGUUCUUGGACUUAUGGUGAUUUAAUGGAAGCAGAAGCCCGAAUAUUAAGAGCCCUACAACCAAAGCUGAAUCUAGAUCCGACUCCCAACUUAGACAGACUCUGUAGAAGUCCAACUUCCUCAAAGCUAAACUUGAAUAUACCGGAUCUUCGACGGAAGAGGUUGCGGCAGAUGUUGGGAGCUGCUGCUGGAUCUGACAAUCAGGUCCAUGGGAAGAAGGUUUGCAUGGAUAGAAUCCCAGAAAAUUCAAAUUGCCGGCUGGGAGAUUCAGGACAGAUGGUGCAGCAACCUGAUAUUGUGAAUCUGACUACCCAGAACGUUGGUCCUAGCAAUAUGCUUGCCUCAGGAACUAGAACCUAUUCAGCUGAUAUCUCUGUUCCAGCAUCGCCUUCACUAUCUUAUCCAUCAAAAUAUCAAAUUGGUCCUGGAAACCCAAGACUUAUGCAGGAGCAUGGAUCAGGACCUGUAUUUAAUGCACCAGGAGCUUCUCCUGGGCAGGACAUGAUGAAUUCCUAUGCUGACAGUAUGAAUUCAAAUAUAUCUUCUGCUCAUGGUAAGAGGGAAAACCAAGAUGCCCAGCUGUCGCCUAUGGCCAGUUUGAGUAAGAGAGCUAGGUCCAAUUCCAUUGGCCUUGAUGGUAGUCAACAGCAACAGAUAGCCGCAUCACACAUGGAUGGAUUCAAUGCAUCAGAUUCCCAGUGGAAAAAUUCUCUCAUGCAGCAACAAUCAGUUGGGAGAGGGAUUCAGUUACCUAAUGCUGUCAUUCAAAAGUAUCCUCAGCAACUGUUUGAAGGGAGUUUCAGUCAGGAGGCCGGGGGAUUGCCAUUUACAAUGGGGCAGCCAGGGGUUAGAUACAAUCUAAAACAUGAACCAGUUGAGACUGAAAGACCGGAUAAGUUUGAGCUCAAUCGAAAUAAAUAUGAGAUGCAUAUGGUGGAUUCUGAUGUUAAUCAUGUUGACCCUCAGCAGUCCCGACUGCAGCAGAGGCUGCCGCAGCAGUUCCCAAGAUCCAAUUUCCCACCAACUCCAUGGAACAAUCUGGGGCAAUCACUUGAUAACUCUAGAAAGGAGGAACAAUUACAGAGAAGAAAAUCAGCACAAAGUCCCCGUGUAUCUGCUGGGGCUUUGCCUCAAUCUCCCUUGUCAUCAAAAUCAGGGGAAUUUUCCAGUGGGUCUUUGGGAGGGCAGUAUGGAGUAGCUGCAACAACAGCCACAUUGGGAUCAUCCCAAAGGGAGAAGUCAGCCGUCACUUCAGUUCCUGCAGUUGGUACAGGAUCUCUGACUUCUAGUGCUAACGAUUCCAUGCAGCGACAACACCAAGCUCAAAUGGCAGCCAGGAGAUCGAACUCCCUCCCAAAGACCCCUGCUAUGAGUGGAGUAGGAUCUCCUGCUAGCGUUGGUAACAUGAGUGGACCCUUUAAUGCUAGCAGUCCUCUUGUUGGAAAGGAGGCUGAUAAAAGUAUGCGUGAUAAGUUCUCCAAGAUUGAGAUGUUGACUGUCAGGUAUCAACUGAACUGCAAAAAGAACAAGGUUGAUGAGUACAGAAAGACUACGGCAUUUCCCACUCAACAGCUCAAUCAUUAUCUCUUCAAUGAUCAUAAUAAUGACAAUCCCAAAGAUGAAGCCUGUAAAAUGCCUCUGUCAAAGUCGCUCGUGGGAGGGAGCAUGAAUGCUUGUAAGACCAGAGUUUUGCAUUUCGUGCAGACUGAACGUGUACCCCAAGGAAAUGGGUUCUCACUUGUACCAAAAUCACGAACUAGAAUGAUAUUGUCAGAAAGGCGAGAUGAUGGCACUGUAGCAAUGCAUUACGGAGAACUGGAUGAAUGUGACUAUUUGGCAGCAGAAGAAUGCCUUCCUACUCUUCCAAAUACUCAUGUUGCAGACUUGCUUGCGGCCCAGUUCUGCUCACUGAUAUCACGUGAAGGUUACCAUGUUGAAGGCGAUCGUCUCCAACCAAAACCAACUAACACAGUUUGCUCAUCUGGUGAUCAACAUAAUAAUGCAUUUGGUGUUUCCCUCAAUGCUGAGAUGCAGCAAAUCCCAGAAGCAAUUUCAGGCCAGCCAUCUAAUGAAGUUGUCAAACCAUCUGAUAGCGGAACAAAUAAUGCAUCAGUUAACUCAUCCCAGAACAUGCCAGGUGUAAGGAUGCACCCUCCUUCAAACUCGCAGAUCUCUCAAGGUGGGUUGCUGCCUGGCGUGUCGAUGCCACCAUCAAGGCCUCUGCAGUCAGAGUCACAAUCAUCUUUCCAGCAGCAACAAAAUCAACAUUCCUUGAUGCAACAACAGCUGCAAAGAUCAUCAGCUAUGAUGCUGGCAUCAAACCCACUUUCACAUUUAAAUGCAAUGGGGCAGAAUUCAAACAUGCAACAAUUGGGUCAUAUGCUGAAUAAAGCGUCACCACUCCAGCUUCAGAUAUUACAGCAACAGCAACAGCAACAGCCUCAAAUGCAGAGGAAAAUGAUGAUGGGACUUGGGAAUGUUGGAAUGGGAGGAAGUACUGGAAAUAAUAUGGCUGGGAUUCAAGGCAUGGGAAAUGUGAUGGGCAUGGGGGGUGCUCGUACAGGAACUGGUAUUUCCCCACCUAUGACAGGGCCUAUCAAUAGUAUGGGCCGCAACCCCAUUAAUAUCAACCAGGCUUCAAGUAUCAGCAAUCUAAUAAGCCAGCAGCUUCGUUCUGGGCUGAUAACGCCAGCACAGGCUGCUAUCAUGACUACAAAGCUGAGGAUGGCAGAGAGCAGAAUGGGUGGGGCUGGGGGGCAAUCCAGUAAUGUCGGUGCACUGCCAGGUGCUAAUAGGCAGGUGCAUCCAGGCUCAAGUAGCUAUUCAAUGUUGGGUCCCAAUAUUAACCGAGCCAACAACAUGAACCCAAUGCAGCGAACUGCUAUGGCCCCACCAAAGUUGAUGUCGGGCAUGAAUGCCUACAUGAAUCAGCAGCAGCAGCAGCAGUUGCAUGUUCAACAGCAGUUGCCGCAACAGCUUCAGCAAUUGCCUCAACAGCAGCAGCAGCAGCUGCAGCAGCAAGAAUCAACAUCUCCGCUACAGGCUGUUCUUUCUCCACCUCAGCAGCAGGUGGGUUCACCAUCAAUAGGACUGCCACAGCAACAGGCUAGUCCCCAGCAGCAAAUGAGCCAGCGAACUCCAAUGAGUCCACAGUUAAGUUCUGGUGCCAUCCACCCUCCAAUGAGUGCGGAGGGUAAUUGUCCUGCAAGCCCACAGCUAAGCUCACAGACCAUGGGGUCCGUUAGUAGCAUGACCAAUUCACCAAUGGAGCUGCAGGGGGUGAACAAGAGUAGCUAAUACAACUUGCUCCCAUUCUUUUUCUAGUGGCUAUGAUGUUGAAAAGGAAGAGAUAAAUGUGUUGGUUUCUUUUUCUUGUGGUUUUAAGUGUUUAAAGUAGGAAGACGGUAAGUUAAUAUGAUGGAUGUACGUAUGUGCGCGCACACACACACAUAUAUUAUGGUCGAAAAUUAUUGUUACUACCCAUAAAAUGCAUCUGUUUUUGUACCAACUAUAUAAAAGCCAAACAAUGUGCAA